AUGACUCCCAGGAAUACACCUGCCGACCGCAUCAAUAAAUUCAAGAACAGGGGCAAGGAUCCGGCCAAACUCCGGGAAAAGAGGAUGACGGAGCACGUGCAGUUGCGCAAAGCUCAAAAGGAUGAGAGCUUUAUGAAGAGAAGAAGCAUCACGCUGUCUUCCCUGCCCAGCGAGGAUACGCUUUCUCCUACAUACGUCUCCGAUGACCAGGUUUGCACUUACAGCUUUGAGGAAAUCCUGAAAGAUGUCAACUCUGACUGCAGGGAAGAUCAAAUUCGGGGCUGCCAGGCUGCCAGAAAGCUACUUUCCCAAGAGUUGAAACCUCGCCUGAAGGAGGUCAUAGAUGCUGGGCUCUUAGCCCGCUUUGUGCUCUUCCUGGGUAUGGAGGACGAGCCCAGUCUGCAGUUUGAAGCCGCAUGGGCGCUGACCAAUGUCGCCUCUGGAACGUCUUGGCAAACAAAGCAGGUGGUAAAACAUGGUGCUGUACCCAGCUUCAUUUCUCUGUUGGCCUCCCCACAUUUGCACAUCAGCGAGCAAGCGGUAUGGGCCCUUGGUAACAUUGCAGGUGAUGGUCCAACUUACAGAGAUGUCCUCAUUGAAUGCAAUGUGAUCCCUGCCUUAUUGGCACGGGUCUCCCCAGAAACUCCUGUUGGGUAUCUACGCAACCUUACAUGGACUUUGUCAAACUUGUGCAGAAAUAAAAACCCAUUUCCACCCUUGUCUGCGGUCCAACAGGUGCUUCCUGCAUUGAUCCAGUUUCUCCAUCUUAGUGACAAGGACAUCUUGUCAGAUGGAUGCUGGGCAAUCUCCUACCUGACGGACGGUACCAAUGAUCGUAUUGCUAUUGUGGUCAAAACGGGUAUUGUCCCUCGGUUAGUGGAGCUCCUAAGCCACACUGAGCUGACUGUCGUGACCCCUGCCCUUCGUGCCAUCGGAAACAUAGUGAGUGGCUCAGAUCUGCAGACGCAGGCGGCGAUUGAUGCUGGUCUUCUUGGCAUACUUCCGUGCCUCAUGAAUCACCCAAAGGCCAAUAUACAAAAAGAAGCGACAUGGGCCUUGUCAAACAUUGCAGCCGGACCAUGUCAGCAAAUCCAACAGAUCCUCACAUGUGGUCUUCUCCCUCUUUUGGUGGAAAAACUUAAAAAUGGAGAUUUCAAGACUCAAAGGGAGGCUGUGUGGGCAGUGACAAACCUGACCAGUGGGGGCACUGUGGAGCAGGUAGUAGAGGUGGUGCAUAGUGGGGCGCUGGAAGCAAUAAUCAAGCUUCUGCAAGUUAAAGAUGCCAAAAUCGUUCUAGUCAUAUUGGAUAGCAUCAACAACAUUUUUAUGGCUGCAGAGAAGAUUGGUGAGGUGGAGAAACUCAGCGUGCUGGUUGAAGAGGUGGGAGGACUGGAUCACAUUGAAAGUCUCCAGAACCAUGAAAACGAGCAUGUGUACAAGGCAGCGCACAAAAUCAUUGAGAAGUACUUUGUGGAUGCUGAGAUGGAGAGUCUGGUUGAUGUCCCAAAGACAGGAGAUUCUGUGUUCUAG
Messenger RNA from Syngnathus typhle (broad-nosed pipefish), 1530 nucleotides. RefSeq names its product karyopherin alpha 7 (importin alpha 8) (gene kpna7). Gene Ontology annotation, biological process: NLS-bearing protein import into nucleus. Bases 1 to 1530 code for a protein of 509 amino acids. Gene Ontology annotation, molecular function: nuclear import signal receptor activity; protein binding. Gene Ontology annotation, cellular component: cytoplasm; nucleus. The record is from RefSeq and is a predicted model, not a curated record. Lineage: Eukaryota; Metazoa; Chordata; Actinopteri; Syngnathiformes; Syngnathidae. The transcript is spliced from 12 exons.